AUGCAUCUUUAUGGAAAAGUGAUUGUCAUCAAGCGCAAUGGAACUGAUGGGGCACAUUUUCCGCUGACAGCCAGAUGUUGUGUAUUUGGAAGAGGUUUUGACUCAGAUAUAAGGAUACAGUUGCCAACUGUGGAUACUUCACAGUGUCAGAUUUUAGUAGAUGAAAAAGAGCAUGUGUUUAUUCAGAGCAUGAGUACAGCAAGCUCAACACUCAUCAAUGACAAGACAUUAUCAGAGGCUUUGACAGCUUUAUCUCAUGGGGACAUUAUAACCAUAGUAGAUCGAAAGUUCCGGUUUGAGUUCCCAACUGAUUCAAAGUUUUACCCUCACAAAUCGCCAAAGUACAAGAGUCCACGAACUCCGAAACGGGCAUCCAUGACGAGGCUGUCAGCAAGUGGUGAGAAAAACUCAAGUUUUUCAAAGCGUUCAACCCCAGUGACCCCUCUUAGUCCAAGGACAGACAAUGUACCCGAAAGCAUAAAAUCACCUCGUUCUGCCAGUAAAGUUUCUGGCCAGCCAGUAGCUGUGGUAAAUGAUGAUCAGUUCAGUUCGCCCAAAACUGGACGCCAGUUGCAUGGUUCAGCUAAAAAGGCAAGCUCACCUGAUUCUUUUAGCAUGUCUCCACCUGCCUUCUACCAAGCACCGCUUACACCAGGCAGUUCUCAAGAUUUCAGUGUAUUGUCAAGCAUUCCAUCAGGGGGACCAGUAAACCAAGCAUUUCAGAAAUCACCUGCUGCUACUAGACAGAAAAAUCCAGGCAGUCCCUACUCUAAGACCCCAGGAAGCCUUCGGAAGACUAUAAGUGAUCUAAGACGACGUUCAGUGCCCGUGUUUGAGACAGAGGAAGGCCCUGUCCAGGUGCAAACAAAAGUCAGGACACAAGGUUUUGCGACUCCAUCUGUGCAAGUUGGUAAUAAAAGGAAAUCUACUGCCUUUGAUUUUCUCAGUGCAAAGAGAAAAAGGGUCUCUUUUGGUCCAAAUCUGAGCCCUGAACAUUUUGACAAAACAUUACCUCCUAAAACUCCAAUCAAAAAGGGAGCAACUCCAAGCAGGAUUAUUAAACAAGAAAGAAAAUCUUUGUUAAAGGCUAAAUCCCCAGGAAGAAAGAGUUUGUCUCCCCGCACUAAGUCACCUAUCAAAGUAGUUUCCACACCAUCCUCCUCACAAGUGUUUGAAGUCAGUAUAAACACUGAAGCUUUUUCUCCAGCGAUUGCAAGUCCCGAUCGUUCAAAACUACAGUCCCCUAAAUCUGGACUUAAUGAAUCAGAUUCUCGAAGAUCUCCCAGGGGUGGGUCUGAGAAUGAAACCUCAGCUGUCGGCUCACCAGGAAGAAAACUGUCACCUGCUAACAAAAGAAAUACUCAGACUUUGGUUAAACUGGAAGACGAUGGUACCUCUAUCAUAGAGUACCUGACUCAGGAAAAGCUACUGAGCCAUGCCGUAACAAAUUCAGCACCAGAUCUGGGAGUUCUGUCUCCGAAUACAAAGUUAGAGAAAGGUAGUUCUCCUUUAUUGUCUGGAAACUCUAGCUUUGCAAGUUCUCCUAAAUCACCCCAAAGAAGUUCACCCACUUCGUCUACAGAAAAGAAGCGCUCUGUGGGUCGGCCUCCAUCUAGGGCAAGUCUCUCUCAGAUUUCUGUUACACCUAGAAGAAGUUUGUCAGCUUCAUCUGCAGGAAAACGCUCUGUAGGGCGACCUUCAUCUAGAUCAAAAUCUGAUUCUUCGUUCAGAAAGUCUGUCUCACCUAGAGGAAGCUUCUUGGUUUCAUCUGCAGAAAAGGGCUCUGUGGGCCGACCUCCCUCUAGGUCAAGUUUGUCUUUUCAGAGCUCUGCGACACCUGGAAGAAGUUUCUCGGUUUCAUCUGCAGAAAAACGUUCUGUAGGCCGGCCUACAUCUAGGUCAAAAUCCGAUUCUUCAUUCCGAAAGUUUGUCACACCUGUAAAGUCUUCUUCACCUCUGGGAACAUCUUUGUCAGUUAGAGCAAGUUUGUCUCCAAAGAACACACCAUUGAAAAUGUCUGAUGUUAGUGUUUUGCCAGAUGAUUCUUUCUUCCAAACGUCUAUCUCACCCAGAAGUAGUAUGUCUGUUUCUUCUGCAGAAAAGCGCCCUGUGGGCCGGCCUCCUUCUCAAUCAAAAUCUGAUUCUUCAUUUAGGAAGUCUAUCACGCCUGCAAAGUCAAAUUCUCCUCUUGAGACAUCUUUAUCAGUUAAAGCAAGUUUGUCUCCAAAGAACACACCAUUUAAAAUGUCAGGUGGUAGUGUUUUGCCAAACAAUUCUUUGUUCCAAACAUCUAUCUCACCCAGAGGUAGUGCAUCUGUUUCUUCUGCAAAAAAGCGCCCUGUGGGCCGGCCUCCAUCCCAGUCAAAAUCUGAUUCUUCAUUUAGGAAGUCUAUUACGCCUGCAAAGUCAUAUCUCUCUUCAAACAUCUCUAUCAAAUAUUUCCAUCAAUUUUUCACUCAGAAAAUUCAUAAGACUCCCAAAACACCAAGAGCUUUGGCUAGGGCUUUGGCACCAACUACAGGUCAUGCAGACUCACCAGCAACAAUCAUCGUGGGCAGAAAAUUUAAAGCGAUAAGGACACCAAAACUGCUGCCACGCAAAGGGAGAAAAGUAUCUUUGAGCAAGGCUUCCAGAAAAUCUUUAGGCAAUACAAGCUUCACAGGACUCUCUGAAAUGUUUACAGAACCAGUUGUGAAUGAAAGUACUUUGUACGCGGACAUUCCAGAUACUCCCAACGGACCAAAUGAAAUGUUUGUGUCUCCACUUUCAAAUCGUAAAUCUGGCCACAGCGGCAGGAAAAGUACAAACCUCACUGGUGUCAGGGAACUAUUCUUGAAGAAACACAGCCAAGAAGUUAAUUACAUUGGGGUGAAAGAACUUUUCACUUCAUCAGGUGCUUCUAGUCCAGUUAGUCCAUCAGGGGUUGGAAGGCUAAUAAAGACAUCCAAAAAAAUAGCAGUUAGUGUCAGUCCCAGAGGAGUAAAGCGGCUGUUGAAAACACCAAAGAUAAAAGGGAUUCCUGUGAGCCCUGUUGGUGUGGACAACUUGUUCAAAACUCCUACAACGAGGCCAGGUAAGAAUGCUGCAAAAGAAGAAACAGUUGACAUUGUGACUUCACCUCCAAGAAAACAAAGCAGAGCCAAAAAGAAUGAUUCUGUGGUCCCAUCUUCACCUGCAAAGGGCAGAAGAGGUCAGUUAAAGAAUGCUGCGGCAGCAGAAACGGUUGAAAUUGUAGUCCCACCCUCUACAGGCAAACGAGGCAGACCUAAGAAGAAUGCUGCACUUAAAGUAGCAGCUUCAGUACCAGACGUCAUAACACCAACCCCAAAACCAUCGCCAUUAAAAGGCAGACAGGGCAGGCAAAAGAAAGCAUCAACCGUUGAAAUCAUAGCAUCACCUCCCACAAAGAAACGAGGCGGGGCUAAAGGAGCUCACGGCUGGAUGAUUGUUUGUCGGCAUGAAGGUUUUGAGUUCGAAUCGGCUAGAUGCUUAUUUUGGAGAGAAAAAAAAAAUUGGCCUUGGUUUCCAUGUCGAUCCUAUUCCCACAGCCCAUUUCAUUAA
Candidula unifasciata is the source of this 3561-nucleotide messenger RNA. NCBI's taxonomy places the organism in Eukaryota, Metazoa, Mollusca, Gastropoda, Stylommatophora, Geomitridae. The record is from the annotation of a GenBank genome assembly.